CUCCCUGUCUCUCCCCCGGUUACGAAUGCAACGUUGUGUCAAAAUUUCAAAGCAAUCGGUGAAAAACUUACAGAGAUCUUAGAUGACUAACAAACGAACAUUUACAUUUUUAUUUAUAUAGAUAUGGAUUCCUUCAUCUCAAAAUAAUAAUAAUAUAGCACUUAUAAGUUUCAAAAGACGCGUAAGCUUUGAAAAUUCAAGGGGGACAAAGCAAACAGCCGAUGUGAUCUGGUUCUCUAAUCCGAACAUCGAUAAUGUUACAUUGUCGUCUACGGUGACAAGGUGUUACAUGUUCGCAUCUUGGCGCGGUACGCACCCACACUAGGAAAGUAGGUAUCUCAAAAUAGUGUAUGCCGAAAUAGCCGUGCGUAUAGUUCUCGCUAAACGUAGACACACCAUCAGAACUCAGUAACUUCGAGUCUGUGACCAGGGGAGUAUGUUCUCCAAUUAGUGAUAUAAUUAAUUUUAUAUUAUCUUUGUGCAUGAUUUUGCCAAGAAAUGCAGAGUAAUUAAUACAAGAAUUAAUCGCAAAAUAUUAAUAAAGAAAAUUUAUGUUGUGAAAUAUGAAAGUAAAUAUUAACGGUUAUUGUAUAGAUAUUAAUAAAAUAAUUUUGUUAAUAUUAGAAAAUCUAUACUAGUUAAUUCUUGCUAAAUGUGAUUCUGCAUACUCAAUAUAGAGAUAUAUUAAAUAUGUAAUUAAAAUUCUCUACAGUUAAUUCUAUAAAAAUAAAUAUAUUAAUAUAUUAUCAGAGUAUAAGAUCAUCCAAGUGUUCUAGUAUCAUUGAUUAUAAUUAUGUUCAACGCGUGUAAUUCUUAAUUGUUAUCACGCGUUAGUAAUAAAGAAAAAUAACUAAAAGUAAUAAAGAAAAAAAUCAUGUCGGGAAAUGAGCUGGAACCAGAAAUUGGUGGAUUUUUCCGCUCGAAUUUAUUAGCGGUGAGAAAGGCGAUUCGUCAACAAGACUUCAAGAAAUUUGCCGCCCUCGAAUCAAACGCCGAAAGGGUGGCUUUUAUUUUGAGCUAUUCUGAAGCUCAUAAAUUACCUCUGGAGGUAGAGAAACCUAUGGUCAAGGAUCACGAGGCUGCUGUUCAAUUGAAGAGCAUAGGGAACACAUUUUUUGGUCGCGGCGAAUUUGCGAAGGCCUUGGAAGCGUAUUCAAAUGCAGCUCUUCUAGCACCAUCAACAGAAUUAAGCGUCAUUUUGGCAAAUCGCUCGGCUACAUUGUACCACUUGGAGCAUCACGACUACGCGUUGGAAGACAUCGAGGAAGCUUUGCAGCUCGGAUAUCCGAAGGAUCUUUUCUAUAAACUCGAAGAGCGACGGGCUAGGUGUUUAUUGGGUCUGAAGAGGCACGAUGAUGCGAUAGAGGCGUUUAGGGGGGCUCUCCAAGCCCUAGAUAACAUUAGGAUACCCUUGGAGCGUAAGCAGAAGUACGAGGCGGACAUCAGGGUGAUGCUCGCAGUAAUGGACAAGGGUAAACGGCUCAAUGAAGCCGCUGCGAAGAAUUCUUCGCGUGUUCAUGAAAAACAAAAGUCUAAUACGGAGGAUAGAGUCAUCCCGGAGAAGAAGAGGAAUCCCCUGUAUCCCGCUUGCAGCACAGCGGUGGAGAUCAGGGACGACGGGGGUGAUAUAGGUAGACAUGCCGUAGCGACCAGGGAAAUAGUACCCGGCGAGAUCGUGAUCGUCGAACGACCGCAUUGCGCGUUUCUGCUAGCAGAAAAUAGGCUCACGCAUUGUCAUCUGUGCUUCGCGAGGAUCUUCGUGCCGACACCCGCGGCUUGCCGCACUUGCAGUUGCAUUGCAUACUGCAGCCGCCGCUGUAGAGACGCGGACGCCCAAGUGCACUCACGGGAGUGCAAGCUGCUACCGGUUUUGUGGCAUUCAAAAGCUUCGGUCACAUGCUUCCUGGCUUUAAGGGCGAUCACGCAAAAAUCUUUCGAGGAAACUAUGAGACUAAAGGAACGGCUCAGAAAUUCCGAAAGUGCGUCGAAGAUCUCCAUUGAGAAUCCAUAUCGAGGGGCUGAUUAUGCAAAUACCUUUUAUAAUUUAGUUACCCACGAAGAUAAAAGAUUGUCCGAGGAUAUUUUUCACAGGGCUUAUAUGGCGGCCUGGCUGCUUAGAUUGUUAAGAGCUGGCGAAUAUUUGGAAAAUAUAAAAACCGCCGACUCAGCGGACAGUAAAUUGUCAGAUGAAGAGUUAUUUAUCGCGGAGCUACUGUUACACAAUUUGCAGUUAUUGCAAUUCAACUCGCACGAAAUUUCAGAACUGGUAAGGCCGAAAGGAGAAAAGACACUCGCUAAAGCUAAGAGUAUGUUCAUAGGCGGUGGAGUUUAUCCUACAGUAGCGAUGUUAAAUCAUUCGUGUAAUCCUGGCGUGAUUCGAUAUUUCAUCGGUACUACCAUGAUUGUUCGCGCUAUUCGUACGAUCAACGCAGGUGAAGAGAUCUCCGAAAAUUAUGGCCCUAUUUUUACGACCACACCCGAGAUUGAACGAAAAAGAAAAUUAAGGGUGCAAUAUUGGUUCGAUUGCAAUUGUGAGGCGUGCUCGGGGCACUGGCCGCUUCUCGACGAAUUAGAUCCAACAAUACUCAGAUUUAAAUGUGAGACUGGACCAUCUUGCGGCAAUGUAUUGUUAGUCAGAAACGACACGAAUGAAUUUAUGAUCGGAUGUGCAAAGUGUGGCAAGAGUACGAACAUUCUGAAGGGCUUGAAAGCUCUACAGGACACGGACGUGCUUUUCAGAGUCGCAUCAACGAAUCUCGAGGAAGGUAGAAAUAAACACGCGUUGAAAGCGUACUUGGAGAUCUUGAAGCUACUGGACGAGACCUUGGCUUUACCUAUUAGAGAUUAUCACGUUUGUCAGCAAGGAGUCAGAUUAUGUGCCCUUGCUUUAGGCAAUAUAGCUUAUAUUUAACGUCAUCAUAGAAAAAACUACAAAAAUUUUUUAGACUUUAAUCUUUCUGCUGCAAAAUAAAAUAUAAAUUUUUUCGGUAAUUAAAUAUAACAAAUUUGAUUAAUUUUAAAAUUAAUUUUCUACCAGAAUGCUCAAAGAUAUUAAACAAAAGAUCCCGUUUAAAAAUAUAUAAAAUGUUUCAAAAUUUUCCUUAUAAAAAAAAUAAAUUUACGUUACCAUAGCUUUUUUGGGAAAAAACAUACCAAAUAUUGUUCUUCGCCAAUAUGAAGAUAGUGCAAAUAUCGUAUUCACAAUAUACAAAGGAAAUUUAAUCGAAUUUUGCACACUUAUUAUUCACAAUUUAUUUGUUGUGUCUUAAAUUUCUAAUACAAGUAUACAAAACAAUUAUGUCAAAAAAA
This is a messenger RNA of Monomorium pharaonis (pharaoh ant), 3309 nucleotides long. RefSeq names its product SET and MYND domain-containing protein 4. The record is from RefSeq and is a predicted model, not a curated record. Gene Ontology annotation, molecular function: protein binding. Bases 875 to 2911 code for a protein of 678 amino acids. The transcript has 7 exons. NCBI's taxonomy places the organism in Eukaryota, Metazoa, Arthropoda, Insecta, Hymenoptera, Formicidae.